CGUUUGGUUAAGUUUUGUAAUUUGUUUACAAGAUAUUCCUUUAAAUAUUAAAAACUCAAUAUUUUUAUCUACGAUAUUUAUAAUUAACUGAUUGUUGUUUAAAGGAGAGCUAUGUUAUCGCAUAAACGAAGAUCUCGCUCGCCAGAAUAUAGAAGUCAUUCCAGGAAACCUUCGCGACAUUAUCGAUCUCGAUCCAGGAGUAGAUCGCGAUCUAAAUCGAGAGUAUCCAACUAUGCAUCAUCGUCAAGUAGUAGAUAUCACGAUAAUGGACAUGGAAAAAAUGAUAGAAGAAAUACGGACCAUAAUCAUAGGUCGAGAGACACUCAUAAAAAGUUUGCCUCUCAAGAAGAUGAAUUUAUGGAGCACAGAAGACAAGAACGAGAGAUAUUGGGUACCAGGGAGGCACCCACUGUAUGGGGAAGGUCACCUUUAAGAGAAGAGCUUAGUUCUGAAGAGGAGAAAUUAAGUGAGCGUGAAUCUUCAAAGAAACACAAGAAAAGAAAGCAUAAAAAAGAGAAAAAGCAUAAAGAAAGUAAAAAGCACAAGAAGAACAAGAAAAAGAAGAAAAAACGAAAGUAUUCAUCCAGUUCAGAUUCCUCCAGUUCUGAGGAAGAGGAGGAACAGUGGGUAGAAAAAACAAGUUCAGAACCAAAAUUAUCAAAGAAAAAUGCCUCAGAUUCAGAAGAAGACGAAACUGUUGUGGGACCUAGCCAGAAACCACAUGCAACACUUACCAGCAAAGAAAUGGGCAAAGCUCUACUUCCCGGUGAAGGUGCAGCUAUGGCAGCUUAUGUAGCUGAAGGCAAACGUAUACCCAGAAGAGGUGAAAUUGGAUUAACAUCAAACGAAAUAGCUUCUUUUGAAAAGGUUGGAUAUGUAAUGUCUGGUUCAAGACACAGAAGAAUGGAAGCUGUCCGUAUUCGUAAAGAGAACCAAAUUUAUUCGGCAGAUGAAAAGAGAGCUUUGGCCAUGUUUAGUAAAGAGGAACGACAAAAGAGAGAAAAUCUGAUUUUGGGACAGUUCAAAGAUAUGGUGAAAUCAAAACUGGCUGAUAAAAAUAAGUAAUAUUUGUUUUUUAAAUUGUAUAUAGCUAUUAACUAAUUAAUUAAAAUAAUGUAAAGU
Sitophilus oryzae (rice weevil) is the source of this 1122-nucleotide messenger RNA. RefSeq names its product NKAP family protein CG6066. NCBI's taxonomy places the organism in Eukaryota, Metazoa, Arthropoda, Insecta, Coleoptera, Curculionidae. Gene Ontology annotation, molecular function: chromatin binding. The coding region runs from base 112 to 1065 and encodes 317 amino acids. Gene Ontology annotation, biological process: regulation of gene expression. The transcript has a single exon. The record is from RefSeq and is a predicted model, not a curated record. Gene Ontology annotation, cellular component: nucleus.